Messenger RNA from Peniophora sp. CBMAI 1063, 468 nucleotides. The record is from the annotation of a GenBank genome assembly. Lineage: Eukaryota; Fungi; Basidiomycota; Agaricomycetes; Russulales; Peniophoraceae.
AUGGCGCACGACCCGCUGCCCGUGUCGUCCGAACCGCCGCGGCCUCUGGAGGUCGUCCGGUCCGGGUACGUCAGCUUCAAGAAGGACGCCUUCGCGAGCUGGCUUUGGCGCGCCAAGUACCUCGUACUGCGUGACCAGAACUUGACCAUCCACAAGAACGAGAAGGCGCCGGCGCAGAUCACGGUCCCGCUGGACGAACUCAAGAAGCUCGAGCGCACGGAACGCAAGCCGUACGGCCUCUUGAUCGAGGCGCGCGGGAAGCGGUACAUUCUGAACCUUAAGUCGGACGCGGAACUCUUCGACUGGCAGGACGAUAUCUACAACAGGUCUCCCCUUUCCGGCGUCUCCAAUCCCACCGACUUCGCGCAUUCUGUUCACGUCACGGUAGACGCUAGCUCGAGCGGACAAUUCAGUGGUUUGCCUGCAGACUGGGCCCAGUCACUCAACCAACCUGUAGCUGCUCGCUAG